This is a messenger RNA of Sitophilus oryzae (rice weevil), 2494 nucleotides long. Its product is annotated as cytochrome P450 307a1-like. The record is from RefSeq and is a predicted model, not a curated record. The transcript has 2 exons. Gene Ontology annotation, molecular function: heme binding; monooxygenase activity; iron ion binding. Bases 175 to 1653 code for a protein of 492 amino acids. NCBI's taxonomy places the organism in Eukaryota, Metazoa, Arthropoda, Insecta, Coleoptera, Curculionidae.
AGCCACUUAGCCAAAGCGAAGCCCCCCACGAUAGGCGACAGCUCACUCUGCAGCGCCGUCAUAAAGAGGGUAGAGGUGCGACCGCUAACAUCAGUACACCUCGAACACACGCCAGUGCUUACACGCAAGACCUACGUAGGUACCCUACCUGUAUCCUAACAUCCAUUCAGAAAAAUGAUCGUGUUCGUCGUACUGUGUUUAAUUGUGUUGGUGCUCUUCUUCAACUUGUCCGCCACCAAGAGGCGCAAGCCGAAAUCGGCGAAGCCCAUCCCGGGUCCCGACCCUUGGCCGAUUAUUGGAAGUCUUCACCUCCUGGGCAAGUACGAGACACCCUUCGAAGCCUUUACCGUUCUCAGCAAGAUCUAUGGAGAUAUCUUCAGUAUCACCAUGGGCUCUACUCCCUGUGUGGUGGUCAACAAUUUCAAUCUCAUCAAAGAGGUGCUCAUCGCCAAGGGGGGUGACUUUGGCGGACGACCCGAUUUCAUGAGGUUUCACAAACUCUUCGGAGGCGACAGGAAUAACUCUCUGGCUCUAUGUGAUUGGUCUGUUCUGCAGAAGACAAGAAGAAGCAUAGCGCGUACUUACUGUUCUCCAAGAUUUACAUCUCUUCAGUACGACGCUGUUAAUUUAGUAGGCACAAACGAAUUGACAGUUUUUAUGACAGAGCUCCAAAAACUACCCCUCAACGAACCUACUGAUAUAAAACCUGUUAUUUUAGCCGCUUGUGCUAAUAUGUUUAUGCAAUAUAUGUGUUCGACUAGCUUCCCUUAUGACGACACAGAUUUCAUGAAAGUCGUAAGAUACUUUGACGAGAUUUUUUGGGAAAUCAACCAAGGAUAUGCUGUUGAUUUCUUGCCCUGGUUGUUACCCAUGUACAACAAACACAUGAACAAGCUGUCACAUUGGGCUGGCGAGAUUCGUGAGUUUAUUCUAGCGAGAAUCGUUCAGGAUCACGUGAACACUUUAGAUUAUCAAUCACCACCCAGAGAUUUUACUGAUGCUUUACUCAUCCACCUACAAGAAGACCCUAACAUGGAAUGGAACCAUAUCAUUUUCGAAUUAGAAGACUUCAUAGGCGGACACUCGGCAAUCGGUAAUUUGGUGAUGAUGGCCCUAGCUUCCGUGGUACGGUAUCCCGAGGUAGCCAAGAGAAUUCAGGAAGAAGUAGAUGACGUAACUAGAGGUCAGAGGUACGUAAAUCUGUUCGACAAAGCUGCGAUGCCCUACACAGAAGCUGUCCUUUGGGAGACCUUGAGGAAGGCGUCUUCUCCCAUUGUACCCCACGUGGCUUCCACCGACACAGAAAUCGAGGGAUUCCCAAUCAAGAAAGGCACAAUGGUAUUUUUGAAUAACUACGAGCUGAAUCUCAGUGCUGAACAUUGGGAUGAGCCGGACAAGUUCAAACCCGAGAGGUUCCUGUCGCCUGCUGGAAACGUGGUGAAACCGGCACAUUUUAUUCCUUUCAGUACCGGAAAAAGAACUUGCAUUGGACAACGACUAGUUCAAUGUUUUAGCUUUAUUCUUUUGUCUACGCUGCUUCAAAAUUAUAACAUAUCGCCAGGCUCCGAGAUACAUAUCAAGCCUGGGUGCGUAGCUGUAACUCCAGAUUGCUUUAAAUUAAUAUUGAAACCCAGAAAUACAGAACCAAACUAGAAGAAUUUUUCUUAGUAAUGUAUAGUAAAGAGACGCUGUGCCAGAAAGGCAUUUGAGUACUUAAAAAGUCUUUAAUCAAAAAGACUUUCUUUCACUAAGAGACUUGACAAGACUGGAGUUGCAGAGCUACAUCAUUUAUUUUUAAGGUUUUGUUUUAAUUCGAUUGUUACAAUAUUUAAAUACAAAUAGAACAUCACUUGGCUCAUUAAACAUUCCGGGACAUUGUUCCCUAUAUGCGCUACUAUUUAUUAUCAUUUUAAUCAUGCAUUGUAUAUAUACGCAGUGGGACUUUUAGAAAAAUUGUUUAUGGUGUUUUAAAGAAGCGGUUUUCAAUUUAUAGGCUUAAAAAUUCUUUAUAAGUAUGAUUAAGUGAUUUUUAGAUUAUAUAAUACAUCAUAGUAGGGUAGCAGAUUUUUAUACAUGUUUGUAACAUCAAUAAUAAUUGUUGAUUAAAUAGGAUAAUUUUUAUUUCAUUUUUGCUGCUCCACUGUAAACACUUGUGUAAUAAAACAACAUGUGUAAUAUAUUGUUUGUAGAUAUAUAGGAAGUUUAUUAACAUAUUUUUUUAUUAUUUUUGAAAUUGUGUAUUGUAUACUAAUUAUUGCUUCUUCACUCUGUCGAUUGUUUUUAUUUCUCCUGUUAAGUACAAAUUAUUAUUUACAUUUUUGAGCUUGUAAAUUAGAUAAAUCCUUUUUGUUUUUGAAUUUUUAAAAAACUUUUUUAUAGGUGAAAUGUUGUAAUUUCUUUCACUGUUUUGUUAUAUAUGUUUAGUUUUAUCAUCUACUCUUUAAUUUUUAAUAGAUUUUUUUCGUAAUGAGACUGAAUAAAACUGAGUGUAUUU